CAAUCCGAUCACUUAAAGCGGGCCAAGCGAAUCCUAAACAAUCCAUCCGUCGUACAGGAAUUAGCCCUAGUUACUUUCGAAGGUUGGGCUUGUUGGUCCGAGAUAUCGCUCAUUCAGAGAAAUACUGGCUCUGGUUUGAGACAUGUACGCUUCCAUUUGAAAAGCUGCUAUUACAUGAAAUGACAGAGCUGUUGGAUGCAAAAUAGCACGACAGAAAACAUGUCAAAUGAGAGACGAACGGGCACAGUCUUUAUUUUCAUGAAGACAUGCUGUUGGUGACACGCAUGGACUGGGAAGACGGGGACAUGCACCCCUAAAGUGACGCCGGGGAAGUAUCAUGGAGGAAGAGAUUAGUUCUGACUCCCUGGCUACAAGCGAGGAGUAUGAAAUCGUAAGCAGUGGUGCAGAACCGCAGUUGAGCAUUGCAGGCGACGGCAGUGUCGACCAGCUACGUAGCAGCCUCAGCGAGGUCUUGAAGGAAGGCAGUACAAGUGGAGAUCCCUCUAGGCCAGCAGCUAUGGAAGAGGGGAAGCCUUCUUCGUCUCCUUGUGAGGCAGGACCAGAGGCCCCUCCAGAGCCUAGUAUCGUCCUCAUGGGAGUACCUUCUGGAGAUGGUACUCCGUCAGAUGGGUCUGAUAAUGGAUGCAUAAAACGGGUCAUUCCUGCUCCCAAUGACAGCUCGGGCACACACAGCGAAGAUGAGGUGCAAGGAGGCACCGGGGGCUCGGUGGCUUUCACCUCCGUGGUGUACUUGGGAUGUGCAGCAAUUAAUGCUCCGCGGAGCGAAAUGGAGAUUCAGCGCAACAUGGCCAUCCUCAACGACCAAGCCACCAGCCAAGACAACAUCCGCGUCACGCUUCUGGUUCCCCCAGACUCCGAGGGCACUGUGCUGGUUUAUGAAAGCAGCACUAACAGUGAGGUAGCCAGCUUUCCCAUUCACCGCAUCCUCUUCUGUGCCAGAGGCUCCCAGGGGUCACCCGAGCAGAAUUGCUUUGCGUUCACGUGUUCCCAUGGAGCCACGCCUGAAUCCGCCAUCUUCCAGUGUCACGUCUUUCGGUGUCCUGCUGGGCCCGACGCAGUCCUCAGAGUACUUCAGAGUUUUGCCGCAGCAUUCCGUCGUGUCCCGCGUGUUCCCGGGUCUGCAUCCGUGGCAUCGUCGAGGUCUGGGUCUGUGAGCUCUGUGGGCACGUGUGUUCGCAACAAUGAGCGUGUGCACACAUUUGAAGCCACACUAGAUGUCAGAGAAGAGGACCAAAAGGGUAACUUUUCUCCGUGCGCCCGUGACAAAGACUACUUCAAAUUUCGUUGCAACCUGGAGAAGGUGGUACAAGUGACGGUACAGCAAGCUGUUUCCAGCAAAGAAAUGAGCAUUGAGAGGUGCUUCGGCAUGCUGAUAUCACCGGGACGUCACGUCAAGCACAGUGACAUGCAAGUUGUGGAAAUGGUGUCGAUGGCCAAGUCCUCGAGCGGCACCGAGCCCACAGUGUACCAGAUCACUGGACGGUGGAAUCCCAUGAACCCCCUCUUCGAAGUGUUGAACUCUGAAACUUCUAGGGACACGCGUGUGUAUCUUACUGUGGCAGUGGACCUCGUUGUGUGUGGCGUGCGAGAACCUUUGAGGUUUGUCUUCGAGACCAAGGCCAAAAUCUUCCCCCAAGGAGAGCGUUUUUGGUACUUCAACAAAAAGCCCUUCCAAGAACAAUUCUACGUUCGGCUCAGAGAGGUUGACCCUGAGCAGGCAACCGGAGAGCAUCGACUGGACGUUGUGGGUAUCAACAGUGCCAGUCAGAUUCAAAGGAAAGCUGCAUUGUCGCUAGCCUUGGACACAAAUAGUACUAGGAUGCAGUCUUCUGGGACCAUGGAUCCCUCGCCAGCGCAGGACCCAACUGACCCUGAAUCAGAUGGAGACGAACCGCUUCUGAGCGGCACUGGAGAGGUUAGCAAGGACUGCCCAGAAGCCUUACUGGAAGAUUGGGCACAAGCCCUACAACGGUGGCGACAGCUAUCGGAGCAACACUCUGCAUCCUCUGGUGGCUCACAAUCCACGACCCAGACAAGACCGAAACAAGUGUCCGUUCUCGUGAGGCGGUCUGGUAUCCCAGAGGCGCUCAGGGGCGAGGUUUGGCAGCUGCUGGCCGGCGUCGUACACGACGGGGUUGACCCUUACCUGGAGGCGUACCGUGUGCUGCUGUCACGAGAAUGUCCGUGUGAAAGCGUCAUCCAGCGAGACAUCAACCGCACCUUCCCCGCUCACGAGUUUUUCCGAGAGAGUGGAGGGGCGGGGCAGGACUCACUUUACAAGAUUUGCAAGGCGUACGCCGCGCAGGACCCUGAAGUUGGUUAUUGUCAGGGGCUUUCGUUUCUGGCAGCGGCACUGCUCUUGCACAUGCCUGAGGAACAGGCAUUUGGUGUCUUCUGCAAGAUCAUGGGGGAAUAUGGCCUGAGAGACUUGUUCCGUAACUCAUUUGAGUUCCUGCAUCUGAAGCUGUUUCAAUUGGAACGUCUCGUGGAGGACCAGCUCCCGGAGCUGUUUGCUCAUUUCAUGGACCUCCAUGUGGAAGCACACAUGUUCGGCUCUCAGUGGUUUCUGACGCUGUUCACGGCAAAGUUUCCUCUCCAUGUUGUCUUUUUCAUACUGGAUUUCUUUCUGCUUGACGGUAUGGACACAAUCUUCCAAGUGGCGAUGGCACUGUUAACGCUAUCAAUGCGAGAUCUGCUGGCACUCGACUUUGAGGGGGUACUAAAACACUUCCGGGUAGCCAUUCCAAAGAAGUACCGUUCGGAAGAAAUGGCACUGACAUUGCUGCGUACAGCUGUCGGUAUCAAAGUGAAAAAGCUGAAGAAGUACGAGAAGGAAUACUACCAACAGAAAGAACAGGAGAAGCUAACUGAAGAUCCCAUUGAGACGCUUAAUAAAGACAAGAGGCGUCUCAUGGAAAGUAAUCAGCGUCUCGAACAGGAAAACGAUGAACUGGCAUACGAGUUGGUCAACAGCAAGAUACAACUGCGGAAGGAUCUGGAUUCUGCCGAAGAUCGGGCAGAAACUUUGUCUAAGGAGCUGCAAGGAGCUCGUACUUCACUCACUGAGCUGGAAGAAGAGAAACGGCGCCUUGAAACUGAGGUCGGGCAGCUGAAGGAAAUGUGCCGACGAGAACUUCAACAUGCUGAGCAGGAAAUUAAACGGAAUAGUACCAUCAUCUCAGAAUACAAGCAGAUAUGCAGCCAACUCAGCCUCCAAGUCGAAAAAGAGCAGCGUCGUGCUCGUGAAUCUCUCAUGGUGGUGCGUCAGGCGGUUGGCACAUGCGAGCAUUGUGCCCCCUUGCUGCUCAAUGAAGGCGACGGCAUAAACACGAAGGUCUCUUCUGCAAGUUUGCCGGUGCGAGACGAAAAGAAACCUCAGUGGGACGAGGGGGACCGUUCCUCCGUCGACAGAGAAACUCAAGUGCGGGAGCUUGAGCUUGAGCUUGCACAGACAAAGUUGGCACUUGUAGAGUCUGAAUGCAAGAACCAGGACCUUACCCACCAACUAAAUGCCAUGGUGGCCGAGCUUCAGUCCUCAAAGAACACGUGGCUCCACAAGACCCUGUCAUCAAUCCGAGAAGUUGGUCGCAAGGACUCUGUGCCCAAGGACAUGACAGCUUAGGUUGAAAACAGUACUAUAAAGUUACAUGGCAGGCACAUGGUGUGUCACUACUUCAUUUUGCAUUGAAGCACUACUCCACGGGAAGGCAAGUGAGGUUUCGCUAUGGCAGGUUCAUAGUGGAACGAACGCGCAGCUGUACAGAAGAACACAAGUGCUGGAAUCGCUGUGUCCUGUUCAUUUUGCAGAUUAAUACACUAUCUCAGUUGCGGCUGUACGAACAGUACUUUCCUCUCGAGCGCAAGUUAUACUGCGAGAUAGUCGACUGAAUAGAAAUUUAAUAAAUCUCAUUAUGGUAUUCAAUCAGCGAAUAGUAAAACAAAUAGUUCAGAAUAGAAUGUAGUGUAACUAUGUAAACUGAUGGACAAAAUAAUUGUAGAAUGAGAUAAGCAUAGGUAAAAUAUUAUUUAUGUGUGAUGGGACUUAACAUCAUGCCCUUGCAUAUUUGUGCUAAAAAGUUACUUAAAAAAAAGCACGGGCUAAUGUCUGUCUACAUAAUAGACACCUGUCCCAAUAGGGCUUAUUACGCUUGAGAUAUGACAUGAACACGUGGAAUAAUGAUUGGUCAAUUUUUCAUUUGUUUUGUGGGCAUUGUCACACAUAUGCCACGAGGCUGCGAAUGAAAAUAGUGAAUAAACGAAAAAUAGCGAUCUGAUUGCAGUGUUUGCCUUGUGGCAACAUUGGGUAGUGGGGGACGUAUGCAAUCUCAGACGGACGUUUAGGCGAUUUCAAAUAAUAUAGCGAUCAUGAACAACAGGUACAAAUGUGUUCCUUUCAUUUCCUGUUAAUGUAAUGCGCACAGAUGCAGAGAGUGGCCCUUAACAGUAGUUUCUGCACACUGUGUCUCUGACCUCCUAAGUGCUGCGCACGUUAGUUACCUUUGUUACAGAGUGUGAUCUAGCCAACACAUGUAUUCUGCAGUGUCGUGGCACUAUCUGGCCCUAGUUGCACUCGUGCCAUAAAACACCAAAACACCAAACAUAUUCUGUACACUUGACAAUAUGAUGUUUUUUUGUGUGUGUGUCCGAGUCUAAUGGUUUGCGCAGUUAUAGCACAAGUGCUGCUCAAUUUUUUUUUUUUCACAUGUGAAGAAUGUUUGAGAACAAAUAUUAGAAAGCAUGGACUACUGUAUGUGCUGCUUCCUGUACAUGGAAUUACUUGAAAAAAACAAAACAAAAAAAACAUGGGUAGUUCUCUCCCAAUGCCGAAAGUUCCAAGAUAACAGGUUCAUAUUAUAUUUUCUGAAACAUUUGCACAGCUCUAUGUUAGUAACUUUAUAUUCUGCUGAUGUACACGUGUUUGCAAAUGUGUUGACGUAUUCCUUCUACCAAUAGUUGCCACGAUUACCCGAAAUGUUUAACGUGACCGUUUGUUUUAACGGUCAUGACCGUGCAGAACGAUGAAUAAUUACAUUGAUUUAGCACAUUCUCCUGGAAGUUGAAGUGCAUGAGCUUGAAGUGGGGCUACUUUGUUCCAUGAGGCUAUUCCAUUAACAUUCCAGUGGUUGAGGGUAAGUGUUCUGGUACGUGACAAAACGUGUUACGGUAAUGCUAUUCCGCCAGCGGAUGCUUGUAAUUGGCUGCUGUGAUGAUAUUGGUGAAAUUUAAAUGGUUGCACACUAAUGGUCGCUAUAGUAGAAGAAAUGUGUUUUUAAUUCUUAUAGAAAAUGUUUAGGAAAAAUAUAUUCGCAUUUUUGCAUGUUCUGUGAAGAGGAUGCCUUUCUAGUCUAGCAAGUGAGAGAAACUGUCAGACAGACUGAAAGACAAAUUUGCUUGGCUCCAGCUGUUUGCUUGAAAGUUGCAAAGUGAAACUGUACUUAGAAACUGCAUUCCAUAGAGAAAUACAAAAGGACUGGUAUGUAGAUAAUGCGCACAGUGUGUGAUUCUUUCCGUAUAACAAUACUGAAGAAGCUAUUUUAGUAUUGAAAGUGUCACAAUUCGUUGCUGUUACAUUGUUACAUGCAGUAUUCACUGUGGACUGGAAUGCAGCCCUACAAAAUUGAGACGUCCGCAGACACCAGCAAUGAUGGCUCAUAAAUUUAGAAUGUCUGGGAAGGAAGGUUCCGUACUGAAUGCAGGUUCGCGGUUCUUCGUGACCGUAUUCGUUCGUAUGGCAGGGCAAAGACUUUGCCUUUGUCCAACGUUGCAGGUGUCUGUAAAAUAAGUGGAACGUACGGAAAAGGAAAAGUAAGAAUACAUCAAUUCAGUAUCGGUACACUGGAGUGUGACGUCAUCAGUGGAAAUGCACUGGUUUUCGCAAGAAUUGGUGAUGGGUCCUAUACUUUCAUCUUUAUAGCUAGCUGAUACUGACCACUGCCAGGACUGCAGUCUUACCAUUUUUCCCACUUUCCUCAGCAUAACAUGUUAUUUGAGGGAAGCCAAUUUCCAGGUUUCUCAAGGCAGAUCCUUCCCUGCCUGUGUGUCUUUCAUAUAUGUGAAAGACAUUGCAAAAUAUGGGGGAUAACUUCAUGUACCUUUCCAUUGCGCUCCUCGAAUUUACGGUCCCUAAAUAUUACUACAGUGUAGAACAUUUGUAGUAGUCUUCCUUUUGAGUAAAAUACCGUAGAAGUAAUACUUCCAUGGGAAUGGCUUUCACCGUGUAGAGAACUGAGUGUGUGCUCUUGUAGUGCAUGUAGUAAAUGGUCUACCGCACACUGUACAGUUUCUUCUUAAAUACUAUCCAGUACCUUCUUCACUUCUCUGUGCUUCAGAUGUUCAGUGCAUCCAUUCCAGGGACAACAUCAAGUCCAGCAGCUUCUCUAGUAUGAGUGCGCUUUCAGCAUGCUGUCUGCAAUUUUUGUGCUAGGUGACCAGUAGCACAGGGCUGCCGAUUCAUGCUACUUUUUCCAACUUGGAAAUUUUGUGGGACCACUGAACUUCAAAUUUCUGUCCUUGGUCACACCAUUGUUAGCAAUGUGCGAGAUCAUGAAAUCUUAUGGGAACACUGCGGCUGCUUUUUGCAGCUGAAAACUUUUUCUUUUUUUCUUUUUUUUUACGGAUGACUGCCACAGGGAUGGCAUUCAGGUGGACAGGCAAUGCUGUGAGCUGCGGCUUGGAAACAUUUCCCUUGCCCCGAAGGAAGUAGCCGGCCAUCAUUUGAUACAGGCCCAAAUAAAUGGGGACAUAGCUUCGCAAAAGUGAGUGCGCUGAUAAAAUUGAUCUGGCUAUUUGUGCAUGCGAAACGGUGCAAGCAGACUGCGCUUCAUGACAAAUACGUACUUGUCCUGCUUUACGACGUUUACUCACUGCAGUCAGUGCGGUUCUGCGACACCCAAAGAAAAUGUCGCUGACAAAAUUUUCAGUAAUAAAAUAUUCUUCCUUGGAUAUCAUGUUGGCAAUCCAUGCCUCUUUGGUGUCAUAAAUGCAUCAAUACCCUAUUCAGCGUAGUAAAUUACCGGACUUUGAACAUUUUAUGCAGCAAUGAGGUGUACAUGGAUGGUGUGCACAAUAUUAUGAAACUUUUUUAAUGCUCUUUCUCGUGCAGAACUUCAGAGCUCACAAGUAGCAUUGGUGACCGUGAGCUGAUUGUAAAAGUGACUACAGCUGCUUUUACAUGAGCUUGAAUCUACGUUCAUUACAGAUCUAAUUUGCGCUGCAUUUCAGUCUGCCAUGAAUGCCUUCGUGACACACAUUGCACAGCUGCUCUCAUAAGAACAUUCUUUCCAUGACAAACAUGCCGGAAACAUGUUUAAAGGGGCUGCGACGCUUCAGCAUACGUUGUUCAUUGUAUCACGCAUGCAUUGUACUGCACGACGAAGUCCUUAGGGGAAAAAUAUUUUUCUCAAGAUGUCGUAGACGGCUAACUCCAAACCUUUGAACACGAGUACAGGUCAAGCUGUGACGUCAGAAGAGAGCCUCGACCGUUCCUAUUGGUUCUCGUAAGCACGUGACCUCUCUUACAUCCGCCUUGCUGUGACGCAUCGACCCAAGUCAGUAUGUCGGGAAAGCGAAAGAGACGAUUGUUUGCGUCGAUGUGAACGUGCCAACCACUCACUAAUGCUUGCCUGGUUCACACUGCUGCAUUACGGAUGCGGCGCGGCACGGUUGUCAUGGGAACGAACUACGGCGAACGGAACCGAACUCCGUGCGGUACGGGUUGCCUCCGGCUACGCAGCUAACCAAUGAGAGCAGGCGCAUCACUGCCCGUUCAUGAAUCACUGGAGAAGAGUGAAGUCCGGGUGGAGAGGGUGAGGAGAGGAGGCGUGGUUGGUCAAACAAACACUGCGCAAGCGUUUUCCGUCUCAAGAACGCAUGCGUCAGAACAGCGUGUCGCGCGACAACCGCAUCCGAUCCGUACCCACAAUGGAGCGAAGUUGCAGUGUGAAAUAUGUACAGGGUGUUUCACGAAAAAUGAGCCAAAAAGACGAACUGCAUUGUGUUACCAGUGACGUGACGAUACUCAAACUAGUUUUUGUUUUGUAAUUAAGUGAAAUUAAUUCUGCUGCUCACGGGGCGGAUGUUCUGCCGCGUCUCAUGUUGAGCAUUCGCAACGCCCAGGAUUAUCGGGAGUGGCGUCUGCGCAAGCGUACUAGAAUAGUGCAGAGCGCCCUGUGAUUGGUCUCCUCAAACGAUUAUGUCCGAUCAUCCAACGGGAGACCGUUUGAGGAGACCAAUCAGAGGCGUCUCCGCACUGUCGGGCUUCUUGACACGGAGAGAAGAGGGAAAACGUACAUUAACGGUUUCGUUCGGAUUACGGAUACGGAAAUUUUUGCCGCAUACGGACGUGCCUGUUCCCGUUGUUUCGGCAUCUUUCACUCCGCGAGCAUAAAUUUUUGCCGUCAGUGCCCCUUUAAUACUCUGGCGUAGUACAGUGCGUGCAUAGUGCAAUAAGCCACGUACAUCAAAGUGUCAGAACCUCUCGUGAAAAUGAGGGUGAGCGUGCACAUAACCGAUAUUAUACACAUACCAGUGGGGGUGCCGUUCUUCUGUGUUCUCUCGUUUCUACGUAUACAUUUUUCGUGCAUGAGUGUGGUACGGUACAGUAUACUGUAUCCUUGUUUCGUAUGGCCUAAGAAAUCUGGUGUGUUUAGCAGGCUGUACCGCGUACUCUUUUUCUUUCCUUUGUACUUGUUGCACGUUGCCAUGACGCGAAGUUGUGUUCAAGUGGCAUAAUUGACAGUCGUACGCGAAAGUGUGCACUAACUCGAGUCACGUGUCAUGUAAAUAAAGCUAAGCUUGGUA
Ornithodoros turicata is the source of this 8820-nucleotide messenger RNA. It is a transcript of the gene GAPcenA, whose product is annotated as rab GTPase-activating protein 1-like. Bases 338 to 3643 code for a protein of 1101 amino acids. The transcript is spliced from 22 exons. Lineage: Eukaryota; Metazoa; Arthropoda; Arachnida; Ixodida; Argasidae. The record is from RefSeq and is a predicted model, not a curated record.